AUGGACGAUGAAAAUACGUCGACGAAGAGACUCGAAUGGGGACGCGCGUCGUCGCCGGAUUCGGUGACGCAUAAGAUGCCUUCUCCGGAUGGAAAAGCGCCGGCGCGCGGACGAGAGCCGGGGUGGUGUCGACCGAGCCGAGUCGGCGGAAAAUUGUCGCACGAACGAGGGAUGUUGAGCGAUUCAAACGUCGAUGGCGUUCGAUUGAGUGGAUUCGAGAAGAACGUGUUGACGCUCAGGCAGUGGGCCCGGAUGAGAGAGGACGAGGAGGUUGAGGGGGAGGCGACGAGGACGAGCGCGGGGACGAUGCGUGCGAUCCGGGCGACGAGCGCGGUAGGCUUGGAACGCGUCGCCAGCGUGGAGAAAUGGCGUCCUGGAAUGAUGGAGGCCUACCUUGACGCGCAAUUUUUGCGAAGCAUCGAGCAGGGUAAGAUGGUCCAAUGCUUCACGGAACGCGGCGAUGCGGCUUGGGCAGUGUUUCAUUGCAAUUUGCUCUCGAGGGAUGAGUUCUCUCUUUUCGCCGUGUUCAGUCGAGAUUUCGCCGAGGAGGACGCCGAUUUCUUUUAUGCCGACGCUGGGAGCCCAACGCAGAAGAAAAUCACCGCGACGAAGGCCCAAUCUCAUGUUUCGCUGAACGCUGGGAUCGAUGACGCCAGGGCGAUGGUGAAUGGUGAGCGAUGGGAGCUCUGUGGAUUCGUGGACGAUAUCGCUCUUCGAGAUCCAUCGCAGCCGUGGAACGCAAUCGAGCCAAUUCUACACAUUCCACCGCGGGCAACGUUUGUCGACGACGAGCUCGAUCGGCUAUGGCUGGCUGACAACGAUGACGAUGUCACGCUCGAAAUUGAUGCUAAAUUCUGGGCCUCUCUCGAGGAUAAUGCGGCAAUAUUUCCGAAAGAGUUUGUCGAUACGAGCAUGCGACAGCAAUUCAGUAUGAACGCCGUAUCGCGUUUAGCGCGCUUGGUGUCUUACGGCUAUCACGUUCCUGUGCUGCGAUUUGCUCGAUUGCAAGGUCAACGCGGACCUGGUAAGAUUCAGAUGUUACUCCCAUUCAAGUGCGAUCCACGAUCUUCAGGAACUCAGGGUGCGGUGGUCGUUGAUAUCAUCAAAUCGCGUCGAGGAGGGCGAAUGUAUCGCGCCGUAGGAAUAGUGACACUUCAUGAAGCGGUGCUCAGCGCUCGAAUUGUCGGACCUCUCUCCUCACAUUGGCUCAGCGCUGAGGAAGCUGAUCAAGAGGCGACGCCUACGAUUGCGCCCACGAUUGUCCCACCUCCACCUGAAAACAUGCGAUCGACGAUUUUACGCUAUGAAGAGAAGCCGGCGUACGCCUCAAUCGCGAACAAACCCGCGAAAGAGGUGACCGCAAAAGAAGUGAAUACGGGAGCCCCGUCGAGAUGCAGCAGCGAAUCGCCGCCGCUCACUUUUCCGCCAGUCGACGAUUGGUACAAGGCGACGAUCAUCGAAACGCCAAGAAAUUUGAGCAACCCAAAGGUGAAUCUAAAAUCGCUGCCCCUUGAUUUUAUGCAAUCAGUGUGCAAGAAGCUUCGCAUUGAUGAUGGCAUUCUUCAACUGCGAGAUUCUCCGUCAGAGAAUGAGUACCGAGUCAUUCAAGCCCUCUCGGUGGAGGCGAGUUCUUGGGUGCGGGGCAUCAUGACGGGCUACGGUUCGGUCGAACGCGUAUACGUUGGUGUUUCGAGAAAAGUCAGAUGUUUCUUCGCUGUGGUAUCGUUCGAUAAAUGGACUGAUUUAGACACUCGGAAUGCCAUCGUGAACGGAGAAGCCAUUGAAGUGAACGGGUUCAGAUGUCGUGAGAGAGUCAUCAUGAGACGUUCGAUUCACGACAGGCGCGACGCAACAUAG
Ostreococcus tauri is the source of this 1857-nucleotide messenger RNA. RefSeq names its product Domain of unknown function DUF3825. The transcript has a single exon. Bases 1 to 1857 code for a protein of 618 amino acids. The record is from RefSeq and is a predicted model, not a curated record. NCBI's taxonomy places the organism in Eukaryota, Viridiplantae, Chlorophyta, Mamiellophyceae, Mamiellales, Bathycoccaceae.